AUCAUGUCAGACUUCAACACCUCUGAGGUUAAGCUCUUUUUCUUGAUUGGGAUUCCAGGAUUGGAGCAUACUCACAUAUGGAUUUCUAUCCCUAUCUGCCUCAUGUAUUUGAUUGCCAUCCUAGGCAAUUGCACCAUCCUGUUUGUGAUCAAGACAGAAACCUCUCUCCAUGAGCCCAUGUACUAUUUCCUCAUCAUGUUGGCCAUCUCUGACCUGGGCCUCUCCCUCUCCUCCUUACCCACUAUGCUGAGAAUAUUCUUGUUCAACGCACCAGGAAUCACCCCUGAUGCUUGCUUUGCUCAAGAGUUUUUCAUACAUGGCUUCACAGUUCUGGAAUCAUCGGUACUUCUGACCAUGUCCUUUGAUCGUUUUAUAGCCAUUCACAACCCCCUGAGAUACAGCUGUAUCUUAACCACUGCCAGAAUUAAAAUGGGGCUGGUUUUGAGCAUCAGGAGCUUCCUUUUAGUGCUUCCAUUUCCAUUGACUCUAAAGAGGCUGAGCUAUUGUCACAAAAACCUGUUGUCCCACUCCUACUGUCUUCAUCAGGAUGUCAUGAAGCUGGCAUGCUCUGACAACAGGGUCAAUCUUGCCUAUGGCUUCUUUGUUGCACUCUGUACCAUGAUGGACCUGGCAUGCAUUACUUUGUCCUAUUUGCUGAUCCUAAAGACAGUUCUUGGCAUUGCCUCUCUCUCAGAGAGAUUCAAGGCUUUCAACACCUGUGUCUCUCACAUCUGUGCUGUGCUUAUCUUCUAUGUGCCCAUUAUCACCCUAGCUGCCAUUCAUCGCUUUGCCAAGCACAAAUCUCCUCUAAUACUGAUCCUCAUUGCCAACAUCUUCCUCCUGGUACCACCCCUGAUGAACCCUAUUGUGUACUGUGUGAAGACUCGGCAGAUCCAGGAAAAGAUCCUCAGGAAACUGUUUUCUAUAUGUGGCAGAUGA
Messenger RNA from Phascolarctos cinereus (koala), 939 nucleotides. Its product is annotated as olfactory receptor 51A7-like. NCBI's taxonomy places the organism in Eukaryota, Metazoa, Chordata, Mammalia, Diprotodontia, Phascolarctidae. Gene Ontology annotation, molecular function: olfactory receptor activity; G protein-coupled receptor activity. The record is from RefSeq and is a predicted model, not a curated record. Gene Ontology annotation, cellular component: plasma membrane. Gene Ontology annotation, biological process: G protein-coupled receptor signaling pathway.